This is a messenger RNA of Prunus armeniaca (apricot), 1371 nucleotides long. The record is from the annotation of a GenBank genome assembly. Lineage: Eukaryota; Viridiplantae; Streptophyta; Magnoliopsida; Rosales; Rosaceae.
AUGGAUUCUUCUCAGCAAAGAAAAUUCAGUGUUCUUAUGUUUCCAUGGUUAGCUCAUGGGCACAUAUCUCCCUACCUAGAGCUAGCAAAGAAGCUGACCAACAGAAAUUUUCACAUCUAUUUUUGUUCCACACCUGUAAAUCUCAGAUCCAUCAAGCCAAAACUCUCUGAAAAAUACUCUCGUUGCAUUGAACUUGUGCAACUACAUCUUCCAUACGAGGACUUGCCUGAACUCCCACCUCAUUACCACACUACCAAUGGCCUCCCACCCCACCUCAUGUCCACUCUCAAAACCGCCUUCGACAUGGCCAGCCCUAACUUCUCCAACAUCCUCAAAACCCUAAACCCGGAUUUGCUAAUUUAUGAUUUUCUUCAACCAUGGGCACCCUCUCUAGCUUUGUUACAAAACAUUCCAGCCAUCGAGUUCUUCACAACCAGUGCUGCCAUGAUGUCAGUUUGUACCCACCAUGGCGAGAAACCUGGUGUCAAAUUUCCGUUUCCUUCAAUCUAUUACGAGACUAGUAAGAUCAAGAUGUUGUUAGAAUCUUCAUCAAAUGGCAUCAGUGAUGGAGACCGUGCUAAGCAGUGCAGCGAUCGUUCUUGUAAGAUCCUAUUAGUCAAGAGUUCUAGAGAGAUUGAAGCAAAAUAUAUUGAUUAUCUCUCUGAUCUAAUUGGGAAGAAGAUUGUGCCUGUUGGUUCACUUGUUCAAGACCUUAUAGAGCAAGAAGUGGAUUCGGAGGAAACAAAAAUCAUGAAGUGGCUAAACACUAGAGAAAGAUCUUCGGUGGUGUAUGUUUCCUUCGGCAGUGAGUACUUUUUAUCCAAGGAGGAAAUAGAAGAGAUAGCUCAUGGGCUAGAGCUUAGCAAAGUGAGUUUUAUUUGGGUUAUAAGAUUUCCUAAGGAAGAGAAAGGUACUAGGGUUGAAGAGGUAUUACCAGAAGGGUUUUUAGAGAGGGUGGGGGGGAAGGGAAUUAUAGUGGAUGGUUGGUCUCCACAGGCAAAAAUAUUGAAGCAUUCUAGUGCUGGUGGGUUUGUGAGCCACUGUGGAUGGAGCUCAGUGUUGGAGAGCAUCAAGUUUGGCGUUCCAAUUGUAGCCAUGCCUAUGCAUCUUGACCAGCCUAUUAACGCUAGAAUAGUAGAGGACGUUGGAGUUGGUGUGGAGGUUAAGAGAAUGGGAGGAGGCGGCAACGAGAACGGGAGGCUGAAAAGGGAAGAGAUAGCAAAAGUAAUCAGAGAUGUGGUGGUGGAAGAAAAUGGACAGGGUUUGAAAAGAAAGGCAAUGGAAUUGAGAGACAACAUGAAAAAGAGAGAGGAUGAAGAGAUAGAUGGGGUGGUAGAGCAGUUGAUUCAACUUUGUAUGAGAAAGGAAUGA